AUCAAUCAUUAAACCACGCCAAAAGAACAUGAGUAAAAUAGAAGAGUCUUAAUCCGACAGAAACACAGGAUUUCUGACGGUGACGGACGCAGGCCGCCUCUCACCUUCCUCCUCCGUCUUCUUCAAUUCUUCUCCUUAUUUUAUCUCCGGCCCCAAUUCGGUUUCAUUGCUAAAACCUUCACGCUAUAAUGACUUCCUCUAAAUUCACCGAUCCACCCCCUACCCCGUACGACCCCCUCCCCACUUAUCCCCAACCCCCUCAACAACCCCAAUACAUCAUCGUCCUACCUCAUUACUACCGUAGCCCUCGCCAAUUGCUACGCGUCGCUUGCCGUCGGUACAUUUACUCCGCCGCCGUGCUCAUCCUCCUCGCCGCCGCAGUCUUCUUUUUCUGGCCCUCUGAUCCCGAUGUCUCCAUUGCCCGGCUCCGUCUCCGCCACCUCAAAAUCCACACGUUCCCCAAAAUCGCCCUCGACGUUACCCUAGACGUCACUGUUAGGAUUCGUAAUAAAGACUUCUAUUCAGUCAAUUUUCGUUCCGUAGCGGUUGCUAUAGGGUACAGGGGUAAGCAGCUGGGAUACGUCACCUCCGAUUAUGGUAAAAUUAGGGCCAGGGCGUCUUCUUACAUCAAUGCCACUCUGGAGCUCAAUGAUAUUAGCAUUUUCUCUGAUAUAAUUCCUUUGAUUGAGGACUUGGCGAGAGGUUCUAUUACUUUUGAUACUGUAACGCAGAUUGGUGGUGAGCUUGGUUUAUUCCUCUUUGAUAUUCCCAUAAAGGGAAAAGUGUCGUGUGAAAUUGUUGUGGACACACGCAACGAAACGAUUUCUCAUCAGAACUGUUACCCUGAGUGACUCGGUUCGUGAUGGAAUUGUGAAUAAUUAUGGAAAUGAUGAAAUGAGGGAAGUAACCGACUCUGCUCGACCCUCUCCUUGUAAAUGUUCUUUGGUCAUUCAAUUCAUGUGUUUCAAGGGUUUUGGAUAUCUGAAAUAUUUAGUAAGUUGGAUACUGGAUUCCCCAUUAAUGUAGUUAUGAAGGGCUGUCGUGUUUUGUGCGGGGAAAACAUUGAUACGUCUGACGUGUUUUUUCUGUAAUAGUAGUAUUUACCAUUAUUCUAGGAAAAUUAUGGUGAUAUAACGACAUAAUAUUAGCAACGUGCAGACACACACUCUCUCAGGUGAGUGUGUUUGUGUGUGUAUGUCUGAUCCUGUGCGUCUUUUUCAGAAAAGUUCGCCAGUUCAAAACAAUGAGAAAACAUUGUCCCUACCUUGAAUCCCUUUUCCCAAUUCCUUGAGCUUCCUCGUUCGUUGAGAUAUUCAUGCAAAACAUAAGGUUAUAGACAACGCUAAAUUAAUAAACUUCAACCCAGGAAAAGAUUUUUAACUGGGCAAUACAAUUACCUUCGCGAACAGACGCGUUGUGAAUAAAUUUAUUGUAUAAUAUAAUAGCAAUUCAAUCACCAAGGAAAAAGAGGGAUUAUCAGCAUGUUGUUUUAAAAGAAGGGCAAGUCAUUGAACAUCACAAACCACAAAAAGUAAAAACAGACUAAAAUGAUCUUAGAGAUGGUAUGAACAAGAUCAUCCACGUAUUAUUGAUAAAGUAAAAAAAAAAAAAAAA
Messenger RNA from Nicotiana tabacum (common tobacco), 1614 nucleotides. RefSeq lists its product as uncharacterized. The record is from RefSeq and is a predicted model, not a curated record. Gene Ontology annotation, biological process: defense response to other organism. NCBI's taxonomy places the organism in Eukaryota, Viridiplantae, Streptophyta, Magnoliopsida, Solanales, Solanaceae.